UGAUACACUGCAUGUCUAAUUCAUUCAACAGAAGACACGAUGUCAGACCAGCCUCGUCAAGAAUGUUUGAGCCAACGAGCAAAACUCGCCUGUCCGGGAGUUGACUUUGCGUUGUUUGGCUACAACAGUCUGAAAGGAAACCCUCUGAGGUCAGGUCGCGAUCCCGGCUUUACCUACCCCAUCUUUGAUGCCAGUCACGUGACCACAGACUGUCAAAACAGCGCGUCGCGGGGCAUUGUUGUUUUACCGGAUGUGUCUUGUGUUACAUCCUUCAAGUCGGAGGUGGUUCGCACCCCGUACGAGUUGACCAGGCUGCUGGCUGUCACCUCGAGACUCGAUCCUGGUGGAGAUGGAUGGGGAGCCCUGUUCGCCGCCAACGAAGAUUUCCAGAAACUCUCUUUAGAACUAGAACAGAGCGUCCUAGUCGUCUCCACGGCUACCUGCAGUUUGUACCAAGUGACACAUUUGCAACGGAGACCACCUUUCCACCCGAUGUUCUUAGAGUGGAUCCUCAGGCUCAAUAGCACCCAUGAUAAGGACGUGUACCUGGAGUUCGUCAACACCUACGGCACCCACUUUGUGUCACGUGCUCGUCUGGGAGCCUCGAUAACACUCGUGCACAAAAUGGAUAACAACGUGUACUGGAGGCAAACAGAAGGUCAUGUGACAGCGGCUGCUGACUACUCAGCUGCUGCUCUACUUGGACUUUCCUCAACUCUGACCUCUGCUCAGCAGCAUGCAGCAGAUGAGUUUCGAAAUCAAGUGGAGACAAAUAUAAUCGCUGUUGGAGUCACUCCCCUUUCUGAUGAUAAAAACAUCGCCUGGAUCACCGCAGCAAGGGAAAGCCCUAUGGCCAUUAGCUAUGACUUUAUUUCUGUAGAGAACCUCUUCUCUGAAGCUUUAAUGGAUAAAGAAAGUCCUCUCCAGCGCUAUGCCAUUGACCACGUCAACAUCAAGUCCACCCUCAUGACUGUCAAAAAGGAAUAUUGUCAGACGAAAAACCUGAUAGAUGACUGUAAAGAUCUCUCUCCAGGAUGGACAUUAUUUCAGACACGGCUUCUCGGUCCCUCAAAAUACACAUCCGUUGUAUCUGUCGACCAGUGUGCGGAGGAAUGUUAUCAACUUUCGGGAUGCCUUGCUGUCAGUCUCUGUAAGGGUUGUUACGGCAACGGCACUGAAUGGAAGGACUGUCGACUGUUUAGUGCUGGCGACAUUCACAGCGCUGUAAGCGACCCUCUGUGGCAGACGGUCAUCUUGGUUAACAAACUGCAAACAUUGUUGAAGCUGCCAAACACUACAGGUGUUGUUGAUUCCAGAUCUCAGCCUGUCAACCUUACUGUGACUUCCGCUCGUGACUGCUACAAAUCUUGCUUUGAAGAUAACUCAUGCAUGGCCUUUACCUUGCAUGACAAUCCAGUGAGUGGUUUCACGUGCACACGCUACGCAGACUCGCUUCUGUCCUUAAAACAGGAAAUGGGGAUCAACUUUUAUUUCUUCUCUUCACCUUUAAAAAGUAUUGUCAAAAGUGGACAGCCGGUAAGUUUGGGUGAUUCUACCACGACAAGCGACUGGUACAAAGUAUCCUGCGUCACAGACGCCGAAUGUCCAGUGGAGAACGCGAUGUGCUUUGUAGACAGGUGUCUCUGUCUUCCGGGCUUUUUCUUCUCAACACGUGACCACACGUGCUCUGCAAAUUGUGGCACAGCCGACCUCCAAGAUACUUUUGUGGAAUACCCUGAGAGCGGAUUGAGGGGGCACAACAUGGCCAUAGAGGAUGGACUGACUUUGGAAGCAUGCACAAAGCUGUGUGCCAGUUCUGGGAGGUGUAAAACAUUUGACUUCAGAGCCAAAGGAGGGCGCUGCUUACUUCAUGACAUCACCUCACGUGACGCCCCGUCAGCGUGGUUUCCUCAGAGCAGUAGAGGAUGGACACACUACCAGAAGACCUGUCUGGAGUCUCCUUCCUCAUACCCUGGUCCCACCUGGUACGACGCCCCGUGCAACGACAACAUGGACUGUCCUGAUCCAAACAGUCGGUGUUCGUCGGGCAGAUGCUUGUGUGGUCCCGACUUCGUUUUCUCUGAAGCUGAAAUCUUGUGUCGGGCUGCAGAGUCAUGCCGAGACUGGCAGCAAACAGGAGGCAAGUCAGGUGUCUACUCCAUUCGUCUGGCAAACUACAGCGAGAGUCUGACAGUCUGGUGCGACAUGGACUCUGGUGAUGGAGGCUGGCUGGUUUUGCAGAGACGCCAGUAACGGCUCUGUUGACUUCUACAGGCAGUGGACAGAAUAUGAACAAGGGUUUGGUGACGUGUCUGGCGAGUUUUGGCUGGGAUUAUUGCCAAUUUACAAACUGACCAAAGCCACACCCCAUAAACUGCGGGUUGACCUCGGAGAGGUGACUGGAGAACAACACUUCGCUGAGUACUUGUCAUUCAGAGUCAACAGUCCGUACCAAAACUACUCACUAC
Messenger RNA from Pomacea canaliculata, 2468 nucleotides. RefSeq lists its product as uncharacterized. The record is from RefSeq and is a predicted model, not a curated record. NCBI's taxonomy places the organism in Eukaryota, Metazoa, Mollusca, Gastropoda, Architaenioglossa, Ampullariidae. The transcript is spliced from 6 exons. Bases 40 to 2253 code for a protein of 737 amino acids.